CCAAUCAGAGAAGACCACGAAUAGGUGCCGGCCACGUCUUCUGUCUUACAAGCUUUAGUCCUCUGGAAUCCGGGAAGAGCGCAGUGAUUAGUAAGAAAUGCAUUUCCGGACACAAUUGGCUACUGUAGUCCUGGCCGCCAUCCUCGGAUGCGCGCUGGCUAGCGAGGCGGACGUGCUGGAACUGUCCGAUGAUGACUUCUCGACGAGAGUCGCCGAAGUCGAGACCACACUGGUGAUGUUUUAUGCCCCCUGGUGUGGCCACUGCAAGAGACUGAAGCCGGAAUACGCCAAAGCCGCAGAGUUGCUCCGUGACGAUGAUCCUCCGAUCGCUCUGGCGAAAAUCGACUGCACGGAGGCCGGCAAGGAGACUUGCGGCAAGUUCUCCGUGCAGGGCUACCCCACACUGAAGAUCUUCCGCAAUGGUGAGGUAUCACAGGAGUACAAUGGACCCCGCGAGGCUGCCGGCAUUGUGAAGUACAUGCGCGCUCAAGUGGGUCCCUCGUCGAAGGAUCUUCUGACUGUGGAGGCUCUGGAGGCCUUCCUGGCCGUGUCCGAGCCCGCGGUGGUGGGUUUCUUCAAAAAGGAGAGCGACCUGAAGGGCGUGUUCCUCAAGUAUGCCGACAAGAUGCGUGAGAAACUCCGCUUCGCCCACUCAAGCGCCGCCGAAGUUCUGGCCAAGCACGACCAGACAGACGCUGUGCUUCUCUUCCGUGCCUCAAAUCUCCACAAUAAGUUCGAGGAAAACUUCCUCAAGUUCGACGGCAGCGACGUUGGCGAGCUGACACAGUUUGUCCGGCAAAAUCUGCAUGGCUUGGUUGGCCUCCGCACGCGCGACUCCGUUUCGGAGUUCCAGAAUCCGCUGGUCGUGGCGUACUACAACGUGGACUACGUGAAGAACGCCAAGGGCACGAACUACUGGCGCAACCGCGUGCUGAAGGUGGCCAAGGAGUUCAAGGGCAAGCUGGGCUUCGCCAUCAGCGCCAAGGAUGAGUUCCAGCACGAGCUGAACGAGUACGGGUACGAUUACGUGGGCGACAAGCCUCUGGUGCUGGCGCGCAACCAGGACAACCAGAAGUUCAUCAUGAAGGAUGAGUUCUCGGUGGAGAAUCUGCAGAAGUUCGCCGCUGAUCUGCUGGCCGGCGAUCUGGAGCCGUACAUCAAGUCCGAGGCGGUGCCGGAGAAGAAUGACGGGCCCGUGAAGGUGGCCGUGGCGAAGAACUUCAAGGAGCUGGUCACAGAUGUGGACAAGGACGUGCUGAUUGAGUUCUACGCGCCCUGGUGCGGCCACUGCAAGAAGCUGGCGCCGGUGUUCGACGAGCUGGGCGAAAAGCUGAAGGCUGAAUCGGGAGUGAGUAUCGUGAAGGUGGACGCCACGGCGAACGACGUGCCGCCGCAGUUCGAGGUGCGCGGCUUCCCGACGCUGUUCUGGGUGCCGAAGGACAACAAGUCGAAGCCUGUGAAGUACGAGGGCGGACGCGAGCUGGAGGACUUUGUGAAGUACAUUGCCAAGCACGCCACAGAUGAGCUCGAUGGCUUCGACAGGAGCGGCAAUGCGAAGAAGAGUGAACUCUAAAUCUCAAAUUACACACCUUUUUUUUACACAUUAGCAUUUCCGUCAUUUCUUCAGACAUUCAAUUCAAAAGUGAGAAUAGGCGUUUAGAUAAGAAUUUCUCUGUAACUCAUCGUGAAAUGAUUUAUAAUUCAUUGUAAUAAGUAAUGGAGAAGAAAGUGGAAGACGAAAAGA
This is a messenger RNA of Phlebotomus argentipes, 1744 nucleotides long. Its product is annotated as protein disulfide-isomerase A3. The record is from RefSeq and is a predicted model, not a curated record. The transcript is spliced from 3 exons. Gene Ontology annotation, cellular component: endoplasmic reticulum. Gene Ontology annotation, biological process: response to endoplasmic reticulum stress; protein folding. Lineage: Eukaryota; Metazoa; Arthropoda; Insecta; Diptera; Psychodidae. Bases 98 to 1573 code for a protein of 491 amino acids. Gene Ontology annotation, molecular function: protein disulfide isomerase activity.